CAGAAUUCAUACAGCAAAAACACUGUCCUGGAAUCAGUGUAAUCUGACAGAGAACUGUUGAAGCUACUACCUCUAUAUACAAGAAGCAUAGGCUGUUGCAUUGAUCUUACAUUUGCAGUAAUUAGAAAAACGUACAUUUCAUGCAUUCAGAAUCACAUUUUUAUAUAACAACAAUGAUAUUAAUAGGUGCUAAUGUAGGAUUUUGUUUAACUUCCAGAGAUAUGCUCAAAUGAAUGUCUUCGUUUGCAGUCAUAAUCACAUAAUCUACCUAUAUAUUUCACAACAUGACACCAUUUAAUGAUGUGCUUUUAUUGUUAACAAUAAAGAAUGUUUAUGAGGAGGCUCCUCCCCUACACUAAAGUUGUGCAUGCACUGGCAGGUUUCAAUCCACCAAUCUGCAUAGACAUCAUACUUUUGUGGCCAUCUGUAUUGUGGCACCUAAUUGGCUCUUUGUAGAAAUGGUGAUGAAGUGAGCAUCCAUGGGAUGACAUUUUUAAGAUUGGUACUUCCUGGGCUGCAGUAGCUAGCAGUAGCGUGGGGUGGUACUUCCUCACUCUCUUCAGGUCUGUAUAAACCUCCAUGGUUGUCAGACAGGAAUCUGGUCAGGAAGACCUUGUCAAGAUACAUAAAGUUGACCGCUCUGUUUCUGCGACGUGACGGUGGCUCAGCUCUGUGCCACCCAGUUCUGCAGGCAGUUUACAGGGCGAGAUGCGGGGUGCGGUGCGCUGGGUGCUGUGGGAUGUGAAGGACACGCUGCUGAAGGUGCGGCACUCGGUUGGGGAACAGUACUGCAGUGAGGCGUCACGUCUCGGCCUGGACCUGCCGCCCUCACAGGUGGAAGCUGCCUUCAAACAGGCUUACCGCCGCCAGGCCAAACUCUACCCCAACUAUGGCAUGGCCCAGGGCCUGGGGGGACACCGCUGGUGGGUGGCCGUUGUGAAGGACACUUUCAGCCAGUGUGGGGUGCAGGACCCAGCGAUGCUCGACAAGCUGUCCUUCAACCUCUACCAUAACUUCAAAAACGCUGAGAACUGGGAGGUGUUUCCAGACUCUGACCGUACACUAAGGAGCUGUAUCGCCAUGGGGCUGAAGCUAGGUGUGGUGUCCAACUUUGACAACCGCCUGGAGGGUAUCUUGCACAGCUGUGGGCUUCUUCCCCAUUUCAGCUUCCUGCUCACCUCAGAAGGGGCCAAGGUGGCUAAGCCUGACGCAGCCAUCUUCCACCAGGCCUUGCAGCACUGCGGGGCUCCUGCCUCGAGUGUGGCUCACGUCGGGGACCACUAUGUCAACGAUUACCUCACAGCACGCUCUCUGGGCAUCAGCGGGUAUUUGCUGGACAGGCAGAGCAGCACACAGCACGCAGAUGUUCCCCCUCAGCACAAGCUAAGCAGUCUGGAUGAACUGCCAGCCCUUCUAGAGCAAAAUCUAUUAUAGGUCUCUUUAACUUUUAUCCAGGGCAGGGCAGGAAAUGUGCAAUGAAAAGAUUUAUAGGUCCAUAAUUGUGCACUGGAGAUUAAUCAUGUACACUUUUACCUCGAUGACUGAUGGGGGUAUAGAUGAGACAUUGAAAUUCACAUGUAAUUAAAAUCCAAUCGAUAAGUCACCAAAACUGCUCGUUUAUCUUAUGGAUUAACUUGUCAAAUCUCGAGAGAAUGAGCUUUGAUGGUUAUACAUUAAACGGUUGGAUGGUUUUACACACAAUCCUUUUGGGUCAUUCCACGGCAUAUCAGCUAGACCCUUAAAUUUCAUGUCAUAGAUUUUCAUGAAAAAAAAAAGAUGUAUUUAAUGUGUAUUUUAUUACUGUAGCUGUACAAAAUCUUAAAGUUGUGCACCCAACAAUUUUUGUGUUAAAAAUGUGUAAAGUACCAAAACUGGAGUCAUUUUUGCUGGACUGAAUCCACAUGUGUUUAACCUCACCAAUGCCUAAAAUUCAUUUAGCUGAAAUGUAUACUGAAUAUAUUGAUCGGUGUUCCUUUUAGCUAUGAAAUAAAGUGAAACAGGGUGUAGCGUGCAAACAUCACUGUCUACAAAUUAAUAUCUGAGGCAUUUAUCAGUGUUUAUUUCCCAGAUUUUAUAUGUGGUAUUUGCAUAGGUCUAUCAACCCUAUAUUGUUCUUCAACAAAAAUCAGACGCUCUACAGUGACAUCAAAAUGGCCUCAAAAUGUAAAUUCAAAAUGUCCUUGUUUUCUGGGAUUUUUGACCCUUGGUUAUCUUUUUUUUUCCACAUGUACCAGUAAUCAAUUUACUCAAAGAUCACGGAUGUGCUUUUUCGUUUUCAUAGUGAAAUAUUUUUAUGAAAAUAGACAAUUUGUAAAUGGAACUUUGAAAAGAAAAAACAAGAAUCUAUUUAAAUGUUGAUGGUCCUUGAUUUGACAUUGAUAUGUACAUGAAAGGGACCACAACAAAGUUGCUGAAGAAAGCUGGAUUUUGUCACAAAUAUGUUAUGAUGAUGUAGACAAGCUGUGGCAACACAUUAAAGGGAAACUUUGGGAUUUUUCAACCUGGGCCCUUUUAGGGUAAAAACUUUGACUUAGGGCAAUUAACGAUCAAAACCCUUCAGGAUUGAGUUAGAAUGCUAUAACUGGUAACUGUAAAACAGCUGUACAAUAGAAUUCUGAGGCAAGCCAGCAGCUUGUUAUCGCCACUGACAGGCUCGUAAAUGUUGAUGUAAGGGUCUGAGAACAUGGAAAGGAUCCCUAAAGAGAUACACCUGCGCCUGUUUACCUCAAUUUCAGCUCAAUCCAUUACGAUUUAUGAAGUGAAGUGGCAGGGUUAAAUAUAUGUGGAUUCAGACCAGCAAAAACUACUCUGGUUUUAGGCCUUGGGCACCAACUUUAAAAAAGGUUAACACAAAACUAUUGGGAAGAUAGAUUUAAGAUCGUGUGCAGUUACAUUAAUAAAAUAUAGAAAUGUAACUAAACACUUAUACAUUACAUUAAUAAAAUAUAUAAAUGUAACUUAAUAUUUUCAUGAAAAUCCAUGACAUGACCUGUGCUGCUCGAGGUGAUUUAGCAUGGAAUGGCCCUUUUCCCUGAAAACAUUUCAGGAGAGAAGUUCAGAAGAACUCAGUUGGCAUGUCAUUGUACCCUUUUAGUGCAAAUUUACCUUUGUGCUCAUUGUGCUCUGUUGUAAUCUACUAGUCUGUGUUUUUGUCCUACAGUGGAAGUGUGACAAUUGCAGUUUCUUGUCUAUCCACAGGAUGGUGUACACUACCUUUCCUCGCACAUGGGAUAGACUCCCACAGCUAUUAGUGUAGGGAAAAGAUUUGUUUCAGCAGUUCCAAUGCUUUUAAAUAUGACGAUAGUCCGAUUAGUCAUGUGAAGUUCAUCAAUCUUUUAGGGAAAUGUGUUAAUUUAAUUGUACUCUUUUUUUAUUAGACUAUUUUAUUAAUAUGCUGACAAUACAAUAAUUAAAAAGAUGCAACUUA
Messenger RNA from Clupea harengus (Atlantic herring), 3427 nucleotides. RefSeq names its product haloacid dehalogenase like hydrolase domain containing 3 (gene hdhd3). Gene Ontology annotation, cellular component: nucleus. NCBI's taxonomy places the organism in Eukaryota, Metazoa, Chordata, Actinopteri, Clupeiformes, Clupeidae. The record is from RefSeq and is a predicted model, not a curated record.